AUGGCGUCGUCAUCACGCAUAGACGCUCCCAAAAGACGACACGUUUCUCGCGAAUCCGGCUCAUCAACAGCCGAUUUUGAGGAUGUAAUGAGCAGCAGUGAGUCUGGAGAAGAUGUUGACUCAUCAGAUUUUGGCACCGAUGACGAAGAUGCGUCAAGUCAAACCGCAACGUCCGACAGGGUCUCAACGCUCUACGGACAUGAUUCCUUGCCUGCAUCUGUCAAGCGCGUACAGUUUCUGCCGAGACGAAACCCGGGGGUCGAAGUCGGCGGCGCGCUCCGGAGUAAUGCAUGGCGCUUCGUCCGGGCGGUCGAUUUCUUCCAGUUGUUUUUCACCACGCAGGUGAUAAGCAUGAUCUGCAACUACACGAACAAAUAUGCGUGGAUGCAUAUUUUAGAGAGGCAGACGUACGCGGAAAGAGACGGCUCGUGGAGGAACUUCAGUCCCGAUGAAGUGAUGAAGUGCAUUGCAAUGCUCAUUUACAUGGGAAUUGUUGAGUUGCCUCGCCUUCAUCUGUAUUGGAACACCUCCGAAUUGUUUUCUGGUCUCAUUCCUCCGAAGAUUAUGCCGAGGAGCCGUUUCUUUGCGUUCCUUGCCUUUCUCAGUGUCAUGGAUCCGGAGCUGACAAACCCCGUCCGCGAUGGCAAGCUGCACAGGAUAUCAAACCUACUGAAGCACAUCAAUGACGUCUCUUCGCAGCUUUUUCAGCCGUACCGCAACGUGUGUGUAGACGAGAGAAUGGUAAAGUCAAAAGGAAGAUCGGGAAUCCGUCAGUAUAUGCGGGACAAGGGGGUCAAAUGGGGGUACAAACUCUGGGUCCUCGCAGACUCAAGGACAGGCUACACUGUCCAAUUCAGUGUUUACACCGGGAAGAGAGAGGCACCCAGCUCAAAGGAACUCGCUUAUGACGUUGUAACGAGCCUCUGCGAGUCUUACUUAGAUCAAGGAUACAUCAUCUACCUCGAUAACAUUUACACAUCCACGUCUCUGUUUGUACACCUACUUGAGCGGAAAACUCUGGCUUGCGGAACAACACGCAAAGAUCGCCGCGGAUUCCCCCCCAGCUGA
Rhipicephalus microplus (southern cattle tick) is the source of this 1068-nucleotide messenger RNA. Its product is annotated as piggyBac transposable element-derived protein 4-like. Lineage: Eukaryota; Metazoa; Arthropoda; Arachnida; Ixodida; Ixodidae. The record is from RefSeq and is a predicted model, not a curated record.